AAUGACAAAGCGACAAGUGAGUGUCAAAAAAUUUCUCACUUAUUCAUUUUCACCGGUUGAGCGAUAACUUCCAAUAAGAAAUUUAAUAAUCUUAACUUAAAAGUAGUGUAAUUCGUGUGAAUGAAGUUGUAAACAAUAAAGUGAGUAGUAAAAUUCUGAAGUAAACGAAAUAAAUUUCAUAUACUAAACGUUGAACAGAAAGUACUUAAUCAAAAUGCGUGUCCAUUUACUGAUAGUGGCUUUCAUAAUCGUUUUGGUACAAAGCACCAAAGCACUGAAAGAAGAAGAUUGUGAAGUUUGUAUAAAGACGGUUAAGCGUUUCGCCGAUACUUUGGAUCAGGACACAAAAAAAGAUCACAAGAAAAUUGAAGACGAAUUCAAGAGUUUCUGUAAAAAACAAAAAAACAAGGAACACAGAUUCUGUUACUACUUGGGUGGUCUGGAAGAGUCAGCUACUGGUAUUCUAAAUGAGCUAAGCAAACCACUGAGUUGGUCCAUGCCUGCCGAUAAGAUUUGUGAGAAACUUAAGAAGAAAGAUGCGCAAAUCUGCGAGUUGCGUUAUGAGAAACAAAUUGAUUUGAACAAUGUCGAUCUGAAGAAACUGAAAGUGCGAGACUUGAAGAAAAUUCUUAACGAUUGGGAUGAAAGCUGCGAUGGUUGCAUUGAGAAAACCGAUUUUAUUAAGAGAAUAGAAGAACUGAAACCGAAAUAUGCUCAUAAUGAAUUAUAAGAAUUAAUUUUCUAAUUUUACACAAAUUUAAUUUAUACAUGCAUACACGUAUAUACAUUUAUGGGCAUACACUCAUUUUUAUUUUCGAAUGAGCAUUGCGUCAUUUUAUGGCUUUUCGAGUUUUAGAUGAAUUUCGUCGUAAAAGUUAUAUGAUUUUCGCAUAUGGAGAUUGUGAGAAAAGGAGAAUAAUGAAAUAAAUUAAUUCAACCCACUGAAACAAAUUGUUUGUUAAAAA
Messenger RNA from Ceratitis capitata (Mediterranean fruit fly), 965 nucleotides. It is a transcript of the gene Manf, whose product is annotated as mesencephalic astrocyte-derived neurotrophic factor homolog. Gene Ontology annotation, biological process: neuron projection development; dopaminergic neuron differentiation. Gene Ontology annotation, molecular function: calcium ion binding. The record is from RefSeq and is a predicted model, not a curated record. Bases 215 to 730 code for a protein of 171 amino acids. The transcript is spliced from 5 exons. Lineage: Eukaryota; Metazoa; Arthropoda; Insecta; Diptera; Tephritidae. Gene Ontology annotation, cellular component: endoplasmic reticulum.